Messenger RNA from Dermacentor silvarum, 14859 nucleotides. RefSeq lists its product as uncharacterized. The record is from RefSeq and is a predicted model, not a curated record. Bases 20 to 14713 code for a protein of 4897 amino acids. The transcript has 106 exons. Lineage: Eukaryota; Metazoa; Arthropoda; Arachnida; Ixodida; Ixodidae.
GGCUUGCUCAUAUGCGGAAAUGCAACCACACAUUAAGACUUGUUUUGACAAAUGGAUCAAGCCGGAAAAUUUCGCGAAGCUCAAAGAGAGUAAUGACGCGGAAGGCUUGAUCUCAGCGUGCCGGUCGUACAGGGAAUAUGAACGUUGUGUACUGGAUGAAGGAGAGAAGAUAUGCCCCUUAGAAGGCAAUCUCAACAUGUCCGCAAUCAACGAAGCGUCAGGGAAUCUCUUCUGGAAGCACAAGUGGGUCUGUCAAGGAAAUAAAAACAGAUCUUCCCCUGUGGGCCCUGAUACUGCAGCUUGCUCGAAGGAGACCCUCUCUCGAGAUGCUCAGGAAUGUUUUGGCAUCUUGAAGUAUCAACUAAUUCCCUUCGUGAGACUCAAAACUCAUCGGCGUUUUGCCUGCCAAGCUCUUGAAGCAUACAAGACUUGCCUUGAUUCCGUAUUUGAAGAUUGCACUAAUGCGUCCUUUGUGAAACUAUACGACAACACCAGCGAACUGUCUUGGUACGUCAAGCAGUACGAAACUGUUUGCACUCAGCAACAUGAGGCCACUUGUAAUCUAACUUCGGAAAGCUUUGACAUUUGCCUCGGUAUUGUCACAGCAAUUAUUAAACCGAAUGCUUACCCAAAUGCUGUCAGCACCGAGAUGUCCGAAGCUUGCAAAGGUGUUGGAUACUAUGGAAAGUGCGUUCAAGACGUUAUUAAAGACAAAUGUGGUGAAAAGGAAGUUUUGCCGAGUUCUAGAUCACUGCAGCACUUUACGAUUGAUAUACCUGCUAAGUAUAAUUGGACGUGCAAGUUCUCACAAGCUCCAGAUACUUGCGACACGAAACGUCUGAGCAAGCAUUUUUCACAGUGUAAAGGAUUUCUUCGUUAUUUGGGCAAGCAUCUUGAGAAGAAAAACGGAACUAAUGAUCGAGCAACUACGUGCAGAUACCUUCAUUAUUACACAACCUGCAUCAACCAAGAAUUCACAGAGACCUGCGGCAAAACACCGAAAACUCUUUCCAUGCCAGAGAUGAUUGAAGUUGGAGAAAAGUACAAGUUUUAUGAGGAAGUGUGCAAAGUAGAUGCCCCUGAAGUAAAGACGUGUACGAAGACAGCCGUGGAGGGAAUGUUAAAGGAAUGCAAAGGAAUUAUGACAACAAUUGUGGUGCCCACGUCGGCGGAUAAGUCUGAUGUGACAAGUCUGAAAGUAGCUUGCAAGUAUCUUCGGUACUACCAAGAAUGUGUAUCCGGCCAAAGUGCACUGAUGUGCUCAGAGGAAGGACCAUCUGUAACUGACGCCAUAAAGCAAUCGGCUGCUGAGUAUUACAGCGCGUACAACUGGACUUGUGAUGCCACAAAAGAUCUUCCAUCAUGCUCCAAAGAAACGUUUCAAGAAAAGGCGAAGACAUGCUUCGAGGCAUAUAUCACAAAGGUUGUAAUUCCACACGCGAGAGCAUCUUUAGUUUCGAACUACACCAGCUUGAAGAUCGCCUGCACGGCUGUGCACGAGUAUCAAGACUGUGUUUUGACAAAACUGGUAGCAACGUGCCCGGAGGAAUACAAGAGGAACGAUAGGCUUCUGGAAAUCUUCACUGAUGGAGUCUACGGCAUGUACAACUGGACUUGCGCGUUCCGAAGUCCGCAGUGCACAGAACAAGAGCUGCAGCAGCAGUUUCAGCAAUGUCACAAAAUUGUUGAUGCCUACGUCGUGCCGAACAUUCAAAACGUUUCGGAUUCCGGACAGCUCAGGACUGCGUGCACGCACACAAGAAAAUACCAAGACUGUUUGGUCCAUACCUUGUCUAGCCUCUGCAAGGACAAUGAUACCUUAUCUGUAACAUCUCUGAAUGAGCUUACCCAGAAUAAAUUUGGCAUGUACAAUUGGACAUGCGAAAUAAAAGCCGUUUCUUGCAUGGAAGACUUCAUUCAGGCACAGAUUUCAAACUGCACAGCUGUGCUUGCCACUUUCGUUUUACCUUACGCGAAGAAAGGAGCAACGUGGAGCCAGCUCAAAACGGCGUGCAAGGGUCACCAGAGUUAUCAGUCUUGUGUGCUGCAGCAAGGUUUCCGCUACUGCGAAGACGGCAAGAGCGACGCGAAACUUCUCCAAACUGUAACAAAUGGCUCGUUUACGGCGUACUCUUGGACAUGCGAAACACAAGGGAAAGUCUGUCGAGAAGAGUACUUGGAGAACUGUUCGACUAUUAUAACCACGGUUGUGUCGCCGAACGUUAAGGAGCCACUCGAACUUUACAAGCUUCGCCAAGCAUGCAAGGGCGUACAUGCAUAUCAAGCGUGUGUCAAUGAAAUGAACACCGCAUGUCCCAUUGAAGGCAUAUACUCACAAAAGAAUAUGUCAGAAAUCACACAAGAGGUGUUUAAUUCUUACAACUGGACUUGCAACUAUGAAGGGUGCACAAACCAGACGCUGAAGUUUGCCUUGAGCAAAUGUGACUCGCUACUGGAAACAGGAGUGAAGCCGUACGCUCUUAACGGUUCCGCUGACGUUAAGCUCGACAAAGCGUGCAAAGGACUGCACCAGUACGAAGACUGCGUUAUCGAGGUCCACAAUGGCUUCUGUCCGAACAAGGCACUCAGUGAGGUUAAACUUCUGAACGAUGCAGCAAGAGUUGUGGAGAUGUACAACUGGACUUGCAUAACUGGAUCUGGCAACUGCACGAAUGCAAAUUUAGAAAAGAACAUUCACGAGUGCACCCAGGCCCUUGAAGUUGACGUUAUUCCUCAUCUGGACAGAAUAUCCAACGUUCAAGUGGCGGAAAUAUUGUGCAAGCAUGUACGUGAAUAUCAGAUAUGCAUUCUACAAGGUAGCAAAUCCUUAUGCCCCACUGUAAGCGCUCCUGACGUAACAAACCUGAAUGAAUUAACGUCUGGGAUGUACACAAAAUACGAGUGGCUCUGCACGUUUUCUCCAAAAGCCUGUAAUACCAGUGCGUUUGAGAGUGUUUUGUCCCAGUGUGCAAAAAUCAUAACCGACGUCGUCAUUCCAAACGUGGAAAUGACUAAGGACACUGAGAAGCUUAAAGAAGCAUGCAACGGCCACAAGAAGUUCCGAGCGUGCAUCGUGGAACUUGGUCCCGGGGUAUGCCCGCACACAAACUUCAGAGACGAAGACGCUGCGCAAAACUUGACUCGUGGACUCUUCAGUCAGUACAGCUGGACUUGCGCGGAACAAGAUAAAAUAUGCACAAAAAAAGAAUCUAAGGCUGCUGUCGACAGUUGUUCCGAUAUUAUUAGCACCAAAAUACUGCAGAACAUAAACCUACAUGACCGACUGCAGCUCCGGAAUUCCUGCGAGGGUGUUCGAGAAUACGUGCGAUGCGUCAGUUCUGCUCUGACUGCAAAAUGUCCCACAGACUUACGGCUGGGCAGAAUUUCGUUGUCUAACAUAACCAGUGAAGUGGAAACACGAUACAGCUGGACAUGUUCUGUAAAAACUAUGAACUGCACCCCUGAAAAUGCAAAGAAUAUAGUGGCUUCUUGCGGUCACAUAUUAGAGGAUACAGUCAUACCCGCCACGCAUGUCUCUGUGUUUGAGAUGAAGCUACCAGUGGCUUGCAGUGAGUUCAGACGUUAUCAGGACUGUAUAGUCACCGAAGGUAAAAAGAUAUGCCCUCAUGACGAUAUGGAAGACGCCAACGUCUUAGUUGACAUCACGGGAGGGAAUUUUAAUAAUUACAACUGGACCUGUACAACGGACCUUUCGAACUGCUCUGUUGCGAACUUCAACAAUAUUUUGAACAAAUGCCAGAAGUUUCUGGAGCAAAAAGUACUUCCAAAUAUACGGCUUCCGACAUCCAAAGAGGUUAUGGACAUAGCAUGCGUGUACGUGACAAAAUAUCAAGACUGCAUGGCUAGAAAAUCGUUUGAAAUCUGUCCCGUCGAAAAGGCGAUCACUCGAGAGUGGCUACAAAAUGCAACAGCCGGCUCAUACAGCAAGCACUUCUGGGUGUGCGAGCCUCAAAAAGUGUCAUGCACGGUGGAAAAACUGAGCGAGGUUAUUGAAAGCUGCGAAGAUCAUAUUCAGUCCUACGUGAUCCCCUACUCCUCCAACUACACCAACAAAAAGGCUUUAAAGUUUGCUUGCCAGGGAACCAAAAAGUAUCAAGACUGUGUAAUAUACCAUGGAAAUACCCUUUGCCCGAACGUUGUAUUCGACAUUGGUCUAUUAAACAAAAUGACGAAAAACAUGUUCACCAAGUAUAACUGGACUUGCCAAGAGAAUGGGACAGGAUGUUCUUUCCAACUCAUGUCUUCUGUCCUUGAAAAAUGUUCGUCAAUAAUUUCCUCGGAAGUAAUCCCUUUGGUUGACGAAUCUUCCGAGGAGAUGCUGUCAGCUGCAUGCAAAGGUGUCCGCCGUUACCAAGAGUGCGCAAUUAAAGCGGUCCGUUCGGUAUGCUUUCAAGAUUCCUUACUGGCAGAGGUGAAUCUAGACAACGUCACAGAAGGACUUUAUAGCGAGUACAACUGGACCUGCGAAGGCCCAAAGCCUGUGGUUGAGGUGUCCCCUAAAUGUGAUGCAAGACUUUUGUAUCAACGAGCAAAGGAGUGUCUUGGUUUUAUUAAGGUCAAAGUUCAACCAUUCACGAAAGAUAAUACACUCAUCGCCUUUCUCAAGACGGCUUGCAAGAAUAACAACCUAUUCAAGCAGUGUAUCAACUCCAAGAUACCGGCGUCAUGCCUGAAGUAUGACAAACUCAUGGAAUCAGACGGACUCAAACAGUUAAUUAACGUGUACGAAGAUUACAGAUGGACAUGCAAGCUGGGAACCACAUCAGGUUCAGCCUGCAACGCCAAAAUAGGAAAAAGUCUUGUAGAAUGUGCUGGCAUCAUUGACGUCUUGGUGGCCAAGGAUGUGUCAGUUUUUCAUUCGUCCGUGGAGGUUGCAGAGACAUGUCGGCACCUGAAAAGCUACGAAACCUGCAUGAUGCACUCAAUUAAAGGCCUCUGUGGAGAUGGAAUUGUCUUCGCACAGAACUCUGAAGUCCUAAAGUAUAUGAUAGAAUACUACAACAAAUAUUCGUGGGCAUGCGUUCGUACACCAGAAAACAGCUGCACUACCGAAAUUCUGACGGAGAAACUGAAGGAAUGUCGAGGGUUCAUUGACUUUAUUGUCAAACCAAAUGCGGCAUUAUCAUUUUCAAUGCAGGAUUCAUGUCUAGGCCUCCAGGACUACAGAACAUGCGUGUACACUGGCAUAAUGGAGUCGUGCGCUCCGAACGCGACGCAAAUUGCCAAUAGCACUGCAGUAGAUCAGUAUCUCUACCAGGUUAUGAACAAGCAUGCAUCCGUGUGCCGACCGGACACACAACCAGUUUCAGAAUGCAACGAGAAAGUGCUCACAGAAAAACUGAGGCGCUGCAAAGGAAUCAUUACCUGGCUUGUCCUGCCUAACAUGGAAAAACCGGACGAUGACGAACAGCAGCAGCUCGCAUGUGUCGCCGUGGCUGACUACCAAGCGUGCGUGGCAAAAUCGACCCGUCAGUUAUGCCCUAACACCAACGUCUACAGUGACGACACAAUGGACGAUCUCACGGGAGGCCUGUACACAAAGUAUAGCUCGACGUGCCGUCAUAGGAAAAAGAGCACCACAACGUUAGCGCCACCAGUCCAAGCGACAACUGUGCACAUAAGGAAGACACCGCACUGCUCAGAAAAGUCUGCAACAAAAGCACUCAUGGAAUGCAUGGGAUUUAUGCACGUGAAAGUCAUGCCGAACGCCGGCGCACGACAAGACCCCGAAAAGCUGAAAGUAGCCUGCAGGUCUAUGAAACACUACCAGCAAUGCGUUAAUGAAAAAAUACGAAUGUGUGCAAAUCACAGUGAAGUGACUGAAUCUCUUCUGAUAAAGUACUACACUGACGAGUUGUACCGUAAAUACGAAUGGACAUGCGAACCUGCCACUCCCAAAGCCGUGUGUAACCCGUUUUUGGUUCUGGGGUCUCUGGAGAAUUGCUCCAAGCAACUCAACGCGGCAGUCAAUGGUUUAAAUCCCGAGGAAGUCACUACGUGGAAGACAGACGCAGCCUGCACGGCUGUCUCGAUAUAUCAGGACUGUGUGAAUUCGAAGCUGAACUUGAAGUGCGGCCUAAAAGUCCUGCCUCAAACGCCGCAUGUGUUGCACUACGUUCGGGACUUGUACAACAAAUACAACUGGACAUGUCAGACGGGUCAGGCUGAUAACUGCGAUGGCAACGAGGUCAUGGACUCCUUGACUGAGUGCCUCGGCUUCUUGAAUGUGUUGGUCCUCCCAUACAUCGCGAACUCAAGCAAGAAUGCGUCACUUGAAACGGCGUGCACGGGAUACCAAGAGUUCAAGUACUGCAUAUCGUCAUCCAUCAACGCGAAAUGCCCGCGAAGCCCGUACGUUCUACGGCUGCCUCGUGUGCAGUACUUCACCCACGACCUGGUACAGAACUACAAGUGGACAUGCGACGCUGUUCAUCAGAAAAAACGACAAGCAUGCCGAAGCGACGAGCUUUUAGCCCAACUAGAGAAGUGCUAUGGCCACCACGUAAAAACAAAAGUAAUCCCGAAUGCCGACCCUGGUAGCGGGCUGGAAAAACUUCAACGUGCCUGCAGCGCACUCAACGCGUACCAGGAAUGUGUAAACGAGGAAAUUAUGGGCAGCUGCGCUGGAAACCAAGGUCAGGUGCUCCUACUAGAUGCAGUGAAGAAUUACACCUACUCCGUGUACGAGGAAUACCAAUGGACUUGCGACAAUCACCCCGAUUGCAACAAGAACAGCCUCCUGAAUGAACUCACCAGUUGCAAAGGAAUAAUGACGACUAAAAUAAUACCAAAUGCCGCUAACAUAUCCGACGUAUCAAAGCUUAGUGAAGCAUGUCGGGGCACUCGCCUGUACCAGGACUGCGUUCGUGAGAAAAUGAACGCUAAGUGCGCUGCGGAAUCGCCACUGUUCCUUCUUCCUGAGGUGGCCCAUUUCUCCUUUGCGACGUACAACAAGUACAACUGGACUUGCUUCCGCAAACGAGAAGGACGAGCCAGCGAGACUACAAACAAGAUUGGAAUCGUCAAACAGCUCAAAGAAUGCUAUGGUUUUAUACUUUUCGGUGUCAAACGGCCUCUUCGGUACAAUUUUAAAGACAAAGCAAUGCGUGAAGCCUGCCUGAGUGUGAAGGACUACCAAAAAUGCGUACAAGCGAAGCUCGAUCACUUCAGCAGCCAACACGUGUCACUGCCCGACAGCCAAGAUGUGAAGUACUACUCUGCACGCCUGUAUAGCAAAUACAACUGGACGUGUGACAGCUUGAGCGUUGGACUAAAGAGUCACCAGUGCAACGUCGAUAGGCUUGAGUCUGGCCUGAAACAAUGCAAAGGUCUUGCGGAUUACGCAGUAGCUCAGGAAAAGAACAAAACAGACCUGAACAGCGUUUGCGAGUAUUACCUGGACCACCAAACAUGCGUAGAAAGCCAACUUCAAGAAUGCCGGUUCUUUCCUUCAGUACUCAAGCUUUCGCGCAUUCGAAGACACACAGGGCUUCUCAACGACAGUUACAAGAGCUACUGUUCUUUCCUAAUGCCAGAUAAGCCAGAGUGUUCUUCUGGUACGCUGUCUGAGCUGUACGAACAGUGCCUCGGAUUCAUCAGUUAUGGAGUUGUUCCAAACUUGGGCUCCGACACUACCGAACUAGACUUGCCUGCGGUUCAGAGGUACCUUGACAGCUACAAGGGCUGCAUCCAAGAAGUGACAAAGCUGGCCUGUGGGAGCGCUGAGAUGUCGCAAGAAGUGCAGAUGUCCCUGGCGAGUCCUGUACAGAUCGUCAAAAAGUACUCCCAUUUCAUUAGCACGAACAACUGUUCUGAAAGCAGUCUUAGCUCCGCAUUACGUGAAUGCGACGGAAUUUGGGACCUUGACGUGGAGCCUCUCUUGAAAUACACUGACAACAGUGAUCUCAUUCAAGCCUGCAGCUCAAUCGAAAUAUUUGGAAACUGUGUCAAGCAGAAAGUCAUUCCUUUAUGCGAAAAAAUGGAGGUUGCAUCUAGCCACCAAAGUGUCCACGCAUACCUUUCAAAUGCUCUUGACGUGUACAAGACGAUAUGUUCCAGGGACCUGAAUGCAGUGAACGAAGCCAUGUGCAGCAAAACGGAACUCGUAGCAGCAUUCAGCGAAUGUGGAGGCAUAAUAGAGUACAGAGUUGUUCCUUUCGCUGACGACCCAUAUGAUAAAGUGAAGCUCGGCGUCGCCUGCAGUGGCGUUCGCGACUACAAAAGGUGCAUAUUUUCACGGCUUACUCCGGUGUGUGAAGACAAGGUUGUUCCCAUGAGUAGUGAGGUCACGAAAUACCUGAGGAAUUACUACAAUCUGUACGACUGGACGUGCAAUACGACCGAGCCUCAAAGCCACUGUGACAAAGAGGAACUGAAGAAAAAUUUGGCAAAAUGUGUGGGGCUCCUAAACAAGGAGUUUGACGUUUCCGUCAUGGGGCUGAACACCGAGUACCUCUGCACUUUUCUGGAAGACUACAAGCUGUGCCUCAGCAUGCGAACCAGUCCUGAAUGUCGCAGAGACGACGCCGUGAUGCGGUCUCCGGAUAUCAUCUUUUAUACAACUGAAAUCAUAUCGAAAUUUAUGGGACUAUGUAAUAUGAUUGAUGUAAAAGAGUGCAACAGGAACACAAUUCUGGAAUCUGUUUCCAAAUGCAAGGGACUUGUUGAUUACGUGCUGAUUGACAGCAUUCAAGACAGUGGAGACAUUGAUGCUAUGAAGCAAGCAUGCGGUGGACUUUUCAAUUACCGGCAGUGCGUGCACUCUGAGAUCUUCAAGGUUUGUGACGCUUCUAGCCCUAUCUUGCAAGACAAAACCGUUCAACAGUACGCAGUAGGCGUACCAAGAAACUUAUCUUGGGUCUGCGACUUCAACACAAAACCUGAGGACUGCACUGUGAAGAACAUUCUGCCUUCGAUCUCAGAAUGUCAGGGCUUCAUCGAAGGCAUUGGAGAUCCCCACAACCUCCGAAAGUCUGAUUCAUUCGCUCUGAACAUAGCUUGCAGCUUUGUUCAGCAGUAUAGAGAAUGCAUUGACCUGAACAUUCGCUCUGUUUGCAAAGAGCCUAAAGUUUUGUCGGAAAUAUCAGAAAUCAGCUUUUACACGCAAGACUUAUACCAUAAGUACUUGUGGACGUGCGAACGAAAGAAAAAUCGUACACUUUGUAACGUCGACGACCUUACCGUUCACCUGAAGCAGUGCGAAGUGUUCCUCAUACCUGGAGUCGUUCCCUAUGUUGACAACACAUUCGAAACGCUCAAGUACAGCUACGUUUGCGAGAGCUUUGCUGCGUAUUCCAAGUGUAUACAAAAAAUUAAGUCAACCAUCUGCGGGAGUAAAGACAUCACUGCAUCACCAGAAAUUAAGAUGUUAUUAUACAACAAGGUAAAUGAAUAUAAAUGGUACUGCAGCUCCAAGAAAAUUGGCAAUGGUGACUGCAACGAAGAACACCUUGAAGAUGAGCUGAAGCACUGCUUGGGCUUCGUGAAAACUGUUGUGAGACCUAAAGUUCUGGGAGCAUACAACGCUUCUGAUACGAAAUUGGCAUGUUCUGCACUUGAAGACUACAAGUAUUGUGUGGUCUCGAAAAUAAGCAAACAUUGCGGUUACGAUACCACGGUCGUGCAAAAGCCAGCGAUUAGGAAGUACCUGUUCGACUUGUACGACAAGCACAAGUGGAUAUGUCAGGAGCACGUCGUUACUGAUUGCACCGCGAGGCACGUUAUGGCGCACGCAAAAAGUUGCGAACUGCAUUUAAAUUUUACAUCAUUAUCUCCGCUCGCAGCGAGGGAUCCAGACACCAGUACAGUGGUCUGCAGAGGUCUGCACCAAUACCAUUCUUGCUUUCAAAGAAGCUACCUGACACUUUGUGGCCGGGGAAAAUCCGUGCAUCUCUGGAAUACCAUAGCCUCUAUGGCCUCAAAGCGAGCAAAACUUACGCACGAAGCCUGCUUGAAACACAAGGACCCUAUAAGUAUAGAUUCGUGCAAUACAAAAGUUCUCGCAGAAAGAUCGCGGAGGUGUCAAGGUAUUGUUGACACCAACCUAAUUCCAAAUAUCCGCAAAAAGAACAACAGCCCUAAGAUCAACGAGGCAUGCAGUGCAUACAAGCAGUUUCAGCAUUGUCUCCGCCAAAACCUUGGGCACUGCAACAUCUCAAUUGCCCCCAAUAAAGACAUCCUGGAAAACUACAAGUGGGUCUGUUCCGAGGCGUUCAACCACAGUACGACAGCUACGUGCAAUGAAACCGAACUUCUGAGCGAGAUGCAAGGCUGUCUCGGCAUCAUGUAUUUUAUUGUGAUCCCUAAUGCUGGGCAAAAAAGUAAUAAGCCAGCGAUUGCAAAAGCCUGCGAGGGCCUCAAGCAUUACCAAAAUUGUGUCCUCAGCAAAACAUCGCGCAUAUGUGCCACCAAAGUACUUGUGCGAUCAACUAGGGUGAGACGGUUGACGCGCCACAUCAUGAAAAAGUUCAGCUGGACCUGCUCGCUGAGUGGUCAAGAUCAGAACUGCAAAACGCACAGUAUUGUGGAUCACCUCAAAACGUGCCUCGGGUUUAUUGACUUGGCCGUCGCGCCGAACAUAUUCUAUCCCGAGGACAAGGCGAAAAUGCAGAUGGCUUGUAGUGGUCUUGAGGACUAUCAGGACUGUGUGGACAGCAAGGUUUAUGAAAUGUGCCCCCCGCUGAACAAAUACCUCAAACGGAAAGAUGUCAAACUUUUUACGGAGUUUCUUCCAAGCAAGUACAGCUGGGUCUGCCACACAAGCUACUCGCAUCAGUGCACUCUUCGAAACCUCAUGGAAAACCUGAAGAUUUGCCGUGGACUUGUAACAAGUGUGUUGUUCGCCAAAUUGGAUAGCGGGAAGCUCGUGGGCGACAACCGUCCAAUGGCGUGCAGUGCCUUGCAGUCAUUCGAGCUCUGUGUCACGGUGCAAAUGGGAAGGAUAUGCAGUCCCGACGACCUGGUUCUGCACCAUCACGACAUAAGGGCGGCUACUACCGAAAUACUCGACGCAUACGGCUGGGUCUGCAAUGACACAAGUUUCGUGGACUCCACAUUCGUGGACACUGCUCUUGUAUUCCGGAAGAGUGGCUGCGAGGACGAUCUAUUGAGGGACAAGCUCACGCAUUGCCGAGAACUGUUCAACAAAACUGCUCCAGCUGAACUUGCCACCGAUAAAUUUCAUGACGGAGAUAUCGAACUGACCUGCAAGGCCGUGAAGUCGUAUGAGCAGUGCACACGUGCUGCUCAGCUUGAGCUCUGUUCUAAGACCGGAGAGAAUGCCAUUAUUUCAGAGUAUUCUAGAGACCUUUACAAGGAGUACAACUGGACGUGUAAUUUGGCUUCAGAUGCCCUGUGCGACGAGUCGUUCCUGCUGAAGUCUAUACCAGCCUGUCUUGCCGUCCUCAAGAAUGAAGUCAUUGAGCACGUUGGCAGCAUAUCAAACGUCAAGGCACAGAAAAUGGCAUGCGAGGGAUACAAACGGUACCAAAGCUGUGUAAAGUACAUAGUGGACUCGAGCUGUCAGAACAUCGAUAUCGACAACACGGCAAGCCACGUAGGGAUUAUGGCAUUCUUGACAAGAAGGCUUGCUUCGAGCUUUCAGUGGACGUGCAAUGGGUUUCACUGCAGCAGCCCUGCGGUAACUACCAGCAUUCGAGAAUGUGUGCGCAGCCUAGAAGAGCUUUCGAAUUCUUUCAUCAGAAACGACAGAGUGAAUCCUUGCGAGAAGGUUACGGCAUAUAGAGAGUGCAUCCUGAAGAAAAUGGACCUGCCUUGUAGGCUGAAUCACCACCUUUUGCAAUCGAAGGAACUGGAACAUUACACAGACGUUUUGUACAACGCUUUUGACGGGUUCUGCAGCGGAAUUCCAUCAGAGUGCAACAAAGAGGAAAUGUUGCAGUCCUUGUACAAAUGCGAGGAAAUUAUCCUCAAGCAAGUUCAGCCGCACACAACAGACAGGGGCAACGCCUAUGAAAGCCGAUUGGCGUGCAGAGGCCUUCACGAGUACAAGUGGUGUGUAUCAAACGUCAAAACAAUCUUUCACUGCAAGAGCGAUGAAGAAUUUGACACUGAAGGGGAUGUCGACAAGUUAGUUCUUGCCAUCGAGGACAAGUACAACUGGACGUGCGAACAGGACGCAAAAACGUGCAAUGCUCCUAAAUUCAAGUCCCACCUGAAGUCAUGCUUCUCUAUUCUGGCAACGGAAGUACUUCCGCACAUCUUAGAUUACGAUAAUUCCAGCGGCAUGGACCUAGCUUGUCGAGGAGUGCACCAGUACCAGGUCUGCGUGAGCAAGAAGCUAUACAGCCUUUGCAAACAAGACAAGCCCGUAUACUCAAAUGAGAUGUUGUACUUUAGAGACAAAGUACCGAGUUUGUUAUCCUGGACAUGCAGCUGGACGUCUCCUAGGGGACGGUGCGAUGUCCACGGCAUGCUUCAGAAGAUGGCACUUUGUGCGUCUGAACUCCAACAAGCAGGCAUUCCCACCGGUCCAGCUAACAACAGCAUCAGUGAAAAAAUGGCAGGCUGCAGAGCUUUCACAGCGUACAAGACAUGCCUGUCCGGCACAAUCCCUGAGACGUGCAACAAAGAGACGAGCCUAAUGGAAAGCAAGGCUGUACACCACUUUACAGUCGACAUCCCUAACCAAUACGCGCGCUACUGCGAUUACAAAGAUACCAACGUAGAAAUUGCCAGACAGCUGUCACGAUGCGACGAGGAGUCUUUGAGAAUGCGGUAUAUUGACUGCAGUCAAAUUAUCUCUACGGAAGUGAUACCGUACACUGAUGAACCAAGUGAUUCGCCACUGCUCAGCGAUGCAUGCAAGGCGAUGAGGAAGUACCAGAACUGCAUCGCGAAGAUUCCUACGCAAGAUUGUUCAAAUGGCCUUAAGAUCCCAUUUUCUGAAGAAUCGCGGUACUAUGUGUCAGUGCUCAAGAAAAAGUACGAGUGGGUGUGCAACGGCAAUGGCGAUUACAUGUGCAAUCCCGAAAUAUUACUUCUCUAUUUGUCCAAGUGUGAAGCAACGUUUAUGAGAUCACACGUUAAUGACUACGUCGACGUUGACGUACUCGGUGUCACAGACUGCAGGGAAGUCCAAAACUACCAAUGGUGCUUGAGAAAUUCAAUAUUUGAGUCAGACUGCGAGUACUACCAGAACAUACUAACAUCACCCGAAGUCCUCUACUUCACGGACAAACUUCUCAGACCGUAUACCAGGAGCUGCCACGUGAACCUAGAUUGCCAGAUUGGUACAUUGUACAGUCAGUUGUCGGAAUGUACACCAAUUAUAAAAGUUAAGGUCCUGCCGUUCGUCCAGCGAGGCUGGGUGCAGAACCCCAUCACUGCUUGCGGUGGCACCAGGGAAUACCAGAAGUGCUUCAGGCAUGCGAUGCAAAAGACAACCUGUGACAAGAAUACGGCACUGUUUAAGCUGGCAGAAGUGCAGUACUACAGGAGCUUUCUCUUCAACGCUUACAAUUGGACCUGCUUCGAACAUGCGGCUCCAGUUGGCUCAUGCGAGAAAAAUCUAGUGCUGCGAGAUUUGCAAAAGUGCGAAGGAUCUAUAUUCCAAAAUACGACAUCUAAGAAGCCAAUUUCUUGCAGCUCUCUCUCCAUGGCAAACUUUUUGAACUGCGUGGAUAAAACCAACGUGAAGCUGGCCUGUAAUGCAGACCCGGAAAAAGUAUCAGGCAUUGCGAAACAAGCACGAGAAAUUCUGCUCGACUACCGCGCAGCUUGUGGCUUUGACCAUACUGCGACCUCCCUCGGCAACAAAUUUCUGUUGAACGAGUUUGAACGGUGUCAACUCAUGUUAAAGAAGUCUGAUCGCUUGCUCAAGUCGGCUCAGAUUCGUGAAACAAAAGUACUUGACGCAUGCCGGUCUCUGCAGCUGUUUUCUCUGUGCACCGAAUCCGCUAUUAUACUCGGCAAGAACGUUGACAGCCCACACGCAGCACAAGUCCGCAACGCAUCGGAAGCAAUGGCUAGUAGCUAUGAGCUGAAAUGUGCUCCGAACGAGUGCAACCGGAACCAAGUUGUGGACGAUUUGCUACGUUGCUUUCACUCAAGCCCUGUCUUCUCCAACUGCAGUGUGACGCUGAAGACCAACGCCACCACACUAGCCGAGCCGUGCCUGAGGGAGGUGUUCAGGGGCCAUGCCUGCAGCAGAAAAGUCGAUGUGGUCUAUGUCGCGCGAGAAGUGUUGAUGGCCAAAGUGGAAGCGCACAAGCGUGACUGUAACAUGCUGAGAUCCCAGUAUCGUCACUGCAGCCAAACGGAGUUUUCAAAUUUCCUGCAGAAAUGCUACGAAACCUUUUUGAGAGAAGUUACCGGCAAAUCUAUAGCCACGCCCAAGUUCUGCAGAACGUACCACAAGUACGGCAGCUGCGUUGACGAAGCGAGUGCUGAGACAUCCUGCUUCAAUGUGACCACGAUGCAAGCCCCGUACGAAGUCAGCCUGCGCAAUUUCACCUCAAAGUACGCGGAGGUCUGCACGCAGUACAUUCGCAGCACAGAACACAACGGCUCCUCGUCUUUCGGGCAUCACAAGGACAUCCGAGCCAAGCACGCCUCUUCAGAUGGCGAGCCUUUCACUUCUAGCAAGUCGUCGUGGACUGUGGUCUUCUUCUGUCUGGCUAUGCUCAUGGCCCCGAUUCUGUUGUCACCGUUCACAUUCCGAAACUUCACGUGAAACUUGUGUUUAGUGUUUGUGUGCAUACAGUAAAACAUGUGUACAGUUUAAGCAUUCGUUCUAUUUGUGUUGAAUAUGUUUGCCCAGUAUAAGAAGCUGCGGCGACGUCUAACACGUGACCGCCCUCGAGUUUCAUUAAUGCGAAA